Pteronotus mesoamericanus is the source of this 1824-nucleotide messenger RNA. RefSeq names its product actin-binding protein WASF1-like. The coding region runs from base 1 to 1824 and encodes 607 amino acids. The record is from RefSeq and is a predicted model, not a curated record. Lineage: Eukaryota; Metazoa; Chordata; Mammalia; Chiroptera; Mormoopidae. The transcript has a single exon.
AUGUCGUUAAAUGAAGAGAAAGAUGAGGGGUAUCCAGAUACAUUAGUGAUACCCAGAAAAACUCAAGAUGAGUUAAUUCAUGUAAUCCAGACAUCUUUAAACAAUAUAGCUAUACAAAUAAAUAAUCUGAGUAAACGUGCUGAAGAUAUAUUUGGGGAAAUAUCCAAAGAGGUUGACAGGCUCUUUUUCAGAGUUAUAGUUUUACAAGAUCAUGUAAUCCAGCUGACAAGUGGUAUUACCUACAAAGAUGAAAAUGGAGAAUUAUCCUUGAGAAUUAUGAAAUCAGAGACUUUUCGAAGUACAGCUAUUCAAACACAGCAGGUAUACUCCUCCAAGCAAUUACCUGUUAAAAUGUCUGAAAUGCAUGAUACUCAUGUACUGACAUUACCUAUGAAUAGUUCUCCUUCUUGCCAAGAGGAUACAGGAGGUUUAAAGGUGUCUCCUGAUGCUUCAUAUCGCUUUGACCUUUACAAAGAAAAGACUGUACCUGAGUGUGAAGAAGAAAAGGGGGCAAAGCUCAAGCAAAAGAAGCAUGAAGAGCACCCCAGUAAACCAGCAAGUGUGCCUCAGAGUCAACGGAUGGAAGACGAAGCUUCAGCGUACCAGGUCCCAACUGCUUGGGUCUCUCUUUCAUAUAUGGAUCAACCAGAUGAAAACUCCUCAUUUCCCAGCUUCCCAUUGCAUGAAAUCAAUAAGUUUGUAACAAGUGCUGUAGGAAAAGUGUUAUCCAGCUCUCCACAUCUGCCAACGCAUGGAGCCGGAGAGGUUAAAAAUUCCCUUCCAUACGUUAGGUACGGAACUGGAAGGGGAGAAGUAAUGCAAUCCCAACCUCAAAAUCAUCUUAAAACAAAGGUGUUCGUGAGCCCUACAGCGCCAGACUCACCGCCCGAAUUGCCAACUGAUUGGCUGGCUCUAUUAAAAGUUGCAAAGAUGGAAACACCUUCCUCAAGCAUGCUUCUCCCAACUCAACUUGCACCGCCUGUUUUGAGAACCCCGGCAGCAACAUCUCCUACUGCCUGCCGCCCAAGUGUUCCUGGAGCAGCUGUUCCCAUUAUGCCACCUAAAGGGGACUUCUCUACUCCAGCAUCUGAACCCUUUCCACAUUAUGAACUGACAAGAGAUGAUCCGCGUGCACCAGGUGCAGAUCGGGGCGUGCCUCCACCUCUAACUUCUUCUCCAAUAACCUUACAGAGUAUUCCAACAAGGGCCACAGUUACCCAUGUAAUUGGCCCUAUGUCAGUUGUACAACCACCACCACCUUCAAUUUCAAACUUAUCAAGAUCUUCAAUUUCAUCAUCACCAAGAUCUUCACUUUCAGCAUUACCAAACUACUGUAUUCCACCACCAAGAUACCCGGCUACACUAAUGCCAAGAUCAUCAACUUCACGAAAUUUAAUUCCACUCUCAUCAAUAUCUUCACGUCCACAAACAUCGAGAUCUUUGAUUUCAUCACCAAGAAGUUCAUUUUCUCUGGCCACAAGCCGUUUAGACACCACCACCUUGUCAAGAUGCUCAGAUUCAUGGCCAUUAAGACGUUCAGUUGCUCAGUCACAAAGGUCUUCAACUGCACAAUUGACAAGGCACUUGAUUCCACCACAACAAACACCUUCAAGUUUGAACCCAGCAAAGUCUUUCAACCUACAGUCUUUGUUUUCUUUUGUACAAACACCGUCUCACAUUCCGAGCUCAUCGGCCCUACCAGUGUCCCCGUCUUCAUCAGCUGCAGGGAACGCCACCUUAAAGGAAUGUCCACCACCUAUACCAGCAUUCACCAGAGUAAGGAUUGCACUGACGGAAGCAAUAAGGAAAGCUAUAGAAAACUGA